AUGGCCUAUAUCGCUCCUCGCUUUCUCAUCGGGGCCGGUGCUGAUGCAGCCAAACCUCGCCUGGUCGCCGACCUCGAGGCCUCAGCUGUUGAACUUGCAGCCCACUUUGCCUCGGCGACUGGCGUCAAGCGAAUAGAAGCAGAUCGACUUGCACUCUUCGUCCAACUGACUUCGGCUUUGACGAGUGAUCUUCGAGUUAGUCUGCCAAUCAGUCUGUUGUUGCCAACCUUGUCGACACGGCAAGGGCACCGGGGGCCAGCAGCAGAGCCGGAGACGGAGCCAGAACCGGUACCACCGGGCAUCAACACCUCGGCCGGUACUGGCUCACCCGAUGCCCGACAUCUGUCAGAUUUGGAGGCGCCAGUAGCACGUCUGUUGACCGAGGGGCUGGAACCGAUGUUUUGGAGUGGCGCUGUCUUGAGAGGUCGAUCACAAAAUCUGACUGUUCAUUAUGAAGGCCAGGAUGAUCUGAAUAUCCUUCGCAUGGACAAAAACACGGGUAAUCCUUCUAUUAUUUAUUGGGCAGUAUUACAAACUGAUGAAAAGAUAUUCGGAGUUAAAGUCAAUCAAGGUUCAGUUUCUUUUACCUUUAAAAUUAGCUCUUAUCCUUUCCAUGGCCUGUUCAUCUUCUGUGAGAAAGGCAUAUUUGCUCCCUAA
This is a messenger RNA of Protopolystoma xenopodis, 657 nucleotides long. The record is from the annotation of a GenBank genome assembly. NCBI's taxonomy places the organism in Eukaryota, Metazoa, Platyhelminthes, Monogenea, Polystomatidea, Polystomatidae.